UGAUCUCAUGUAAGGAGUAAGGAUAGCGUCAGUUGCCACUGUCUUCUCCACACCAAUGUUGCUUCCUCUCUGCAACUUCCAUCCCUUAAACCCUCCCAAAACCCUCCUUUACCCCUCCCCUUCCCUUCCUUUUUUCUCCACCACACACCCUCUUUCCCUAAAACCCUUCUUUUCCCGUUCCUCCAUUCCCGUUUUCGCCACUUCCCCUAAUAAUACUUCACCUUUACCUGAAUCCGCCAUUCAAAGAAUCGCCAACAAACUUCGCAGCCUCGGCUAUAUCGUGGAAAACCCCCAAAACCAAGAAACAACCCCAGAAAAUUCCAAUUCUUCCUCAGCUGGACAAAUUUUUGUUCCUUUGCCUAGCCAAUUACCCAAGUAUCGUGUGGGUCACACGCUUGACGUUAGUUGGAGCACGCCCGAAAACCCGGUACCACAACCCGGUUUAGGGAACAGUAUACAGAAGUUUCAUGAACUGAGGGGUAAUUUUUUAAAGGAGAAGGAGAAAGAAAGGCUGAAGAAUAAGGAUAAUAAGAAAGAGAGAGCGCCUAGUUUAGCUGAACUGACUUUGCCAGCUGAAGAGUUGAGGAGGCUGAGGACACUUGGGAUUGGGUUAAGGAAAAAAUUGAAGAUAGGUAAAGCUGGGAUUACUGAGGGGAUUGUGAAUGGUAUUCAUGAAAGAUGGAGGCGUAUCGAGCUCGUUAAGAUUACCUGUGAGGACUUGUGUAGGUUGAAUAUGAAGAGGACUCAUGAGUUAUUAGAGAGGAAAACUGGAGGUUUGGUUAUCUGGAGAUCUGGAAGUAAUAUAAUUCUGUAUAGAGGAGCUGAUUACAAGUAUCCUUAUUUCUCCGAGAGUAACAGCGGGCAAGAUGCUAGUCCUGACUUGUUCACGGGUACCGAAGAGCAUACGACUAAUUCAUCCGACAUGGAUGCCAUAGAAUCUGAUGCAUCGGACAGAAAGUCUCCUACAUGCGUAAUCCGGGGUGUAGGUUCUCCAGACAGAGUCCGAUUUCAAUUGCCUGGAGAGGCAGAACUUACUGAAGAAGCUGACAAGCUACUGGAAGGACUUGGCCCUCGCUUUACUGAUUGGUGGGGUUGUGAGCCAUUGCCUAUCGAUGCAGAUCUUCUGCCAGCUGUAGUCCCUGGGUACAAGAAACCUUUCCGUCUACUUCCAUACGGAGUAAAACCUAAAUUGACAAAUGAUGAAAUGACAACACUGAAAAGACUUGGUCGACCUUUGCCUUGCCAUUUUGCAUUAGGCAGAAACAGAAAACUCCAAGGAUUGGCUGCUGCAAUUGUGAAGCUUUGGGAGAAAUGUGAAAUUGCAAAAGUUGCCGUUAAAAGAGGAGUUCAGAACACUAACAGUGAACUGAUGGCGGAAGAGCUUAAGUGGUUGACUGGAGGAACCUUGCUCUCUAGGGAUAAGGAAUUUAUUGUCUUUUACCGAGGAAAGGACUUCUUGCCAUCUGCAGUCUCUUCAGCAAUAGCAGAACGGAGAAAGCAAGUUGUCGAAGAGGAAAAGAAGAGUGGUUUUAGUUCAUCAGUGGCAAAUACUAAGGAACGGAAAAAGUCCAUAGCGAGAAGUGUUUCUGAUGAUGAACAUGCAAACCAAAAUGACCAAAAAGGUGUUCAAGAAAAAAAGAAACUGACUUCCAUGGAAGCAGCUAUCAAGAGAACUGCAGAUAAAUUAGCCACUGCAAUAGAAAAGAAAGCCAAGGCAGAGCAGCUCCUUGUGGAGCUUGAGGAGGAUGAGAUGCCACAGCAAGCUGAUUUGGAUAAAGAGGGAAUAACUGAAGAAGAAAGAUUCAUGUUACGGAAGAUUGGCUUGAGAAUGAAGCCUUUCUUACUUCUUGGUAGGCGGGGAGUCUUUGAUGGAACAGUAGAGAACAUGCACCUUCAUUGGAAAUAUAGGGAAUUGGUAAAGGUAAUAACCGGGAGGAAAAGCAUUGAGGAGGUAAACCAAAUAGCUAGGAUGUUGGAGGGAGAGAGUGGGGGAAUACUAGUUGCUGUUGAGCGAGUAAAUAAGGGUUAUGCGAUCAUUGUGUACCGGGGAAAGAACUAUGAAAGGCCUGCUUCUUUGAGGCCUCAGACUCUUCUAAGUAAAAGAGAAGCAAUGAAGCGUUCUAUUGAGGCUCAGCGACGCCAGUCGUUGAAACUGCAUGUCUUAAAGCUUACACAAAAUAUAGAGGCCUUGAAGUCACGGUUGACCAAAAGCGAGGAGAUGAUUCAUAUGCAGUCCCCGGAUAUAGUUGGUUUGCAGGUAGCUGAGACAGGAACAUCUAAUGCUGCAAGAGGAACAAAUUGUCAGUCUAGUUUAGCAAGUCCUUGCACUUCUGAGGAUUGUGGGGAUGCUGUGAAAGACACUGACCACAGUUCUCAGAAAGAAUUACCAAGUGAUUCCUCAGAAACUGACCACAGUUCUGAGCAAGAACUUCCAAGUGAUUCCUCUUUUCAAUAUGAGAGCAAGGCUGAGGCUAUGUCUGAUACAAUUCAACCUCAGCGUCAAUCUAUUUCAUCAACCAAAGAGUCGAAAAGUAUGUUCAAUGUGAAUGUGGAUGAAGAAGCAUUUGGAAGUGCAGUGGAUGAAUCUGUUUCUAAGUCUUCCAGGGGAGAAGUUAAGAUCCACUUUUCUGAGACCAGAAGUGUCGAUAAACUUCGGGAAGUUGACUAUAGGAAGGAGGUGUCUGAAGUUGAUUCCGUCAAACCUCAACAAGAACUUAGAUCCAACAGGAGUAGGUCCGAAGGGAUGCCUCCCAAAAAAGUACAUCUUUCCAACAGGGAGAGGCUGCUUCUCAGAAAACAAGCCCUCAAGAUGAAGCAGCAACCAGUGCUUGCUGUUGGGAGGAGCAAUAUUGUCACUGGAGUUGCCAAAGCGAUCAAAGCACACUUUAAGAAGUAUCCUCUUGCUAUUGUGAAUGUCAAAGGAAGGGCAAAAGGGACUUCAGUUAGGGAGGUGGUUUUUAAGCUGGAGCAAGCUACCGGUGCUGUUCUUGUUUCCCAAGAACCAAGCAAAGUCAUAUUAUAUAGGGGCUGGGGACCAGAAGGACAGCGUGGUGCUUCUAAUCGAAAUGGUAUCAGAGAUUCAAGAAACAGCAGAGAGCACAAGGAUCAGCUGGCAAUAUCUCCUGAGCUAAUAUCAGCAAUCAGGCUUGAAUGUGGUUUGCAGGCCGACUAUGAAAUGGAGGUUGCUUCAUAGGCUACAACCUUGGUACACGUGAAGUUGACAACUGGUUUCGUCAGGGUCAAAGCCUUGAGCUCUCGUCUAGCCACCCUUUUUUGACCCCAAUACAUGGUUUCUGAAUUCUCUUUGCAUGCAUCUGAAAAAUGCUUUCCAGGUGUGGAGUUGGAAUUAUCAACUCUCCAAUACAAAUGAUAGGGAAUCAGCUGCCACCGAGCUUCUCUUCUUGCAGACUUUCAGUAACUGGAAUAAGUCCCGCACUAAUUUUCUGUCUCGUGGCAGUGAUCAUUGUGCAUCAACGGGAGAGAUUCUGAGAUGAAACCUAACUGUAUGUCAGUUAUGUGUCGCUGCUAACUUAAUUGUUUUCGAACAAACUCCAUUUUUGGUUUCGGAUAGGAUAUCUGUUCUCAUCUAUCUUUAGUUGCUGACCUACAUUUUAUGUAAAUAGAACUUGCAAAAAACUCAUCUGUACCAAUUUCAUCUGUUGAAUUUUCCAUAUGUUUAUUGAAGUGGCAAAGCUUGGAGUAGUUCUCAUUA
Nicotiana attenuata is the source of this 3712-nucleotide messenger RNA. Its product is annotated as CRM-domain containing factor CFM2, chloroplastic. The coding region runs from base 56 to 3193 and encodes 1045 amino acids. Gene Ontology annotation, molecular function: mRNA binding. The transcript is spliced from 12 exons. The record is from RefSeq and is a predicted model, not a curated record. Gene Ontology annotation, biological process: RNA splicing, via transesterification reactions. Lineage: Eukaryota; Viridiplantae; Streptophyta; Magnoliopsida; Solanales; Solanaceae.